Messenger RNA from Exophiala viscosa, 1632 nucleotides. RefSeq names its product chitin synthase-domain-containing protein. The record is from RefSeq and is a predicted model, not a curated record. Gene Ontology annotation, cellular component: cell periphery; cell septum. The annotation marks the transcript as partial. Gene Ontology annotation, molecular function: chitin synthase activity. The transcript is spliced from 3 exons. Lineage: Eukaryota; Fungi; Ascomycota; Eurotiomycetes; Chaetothyriales; Herpotrichiellaceae.
AUGGGACAAUACGUAUCACAAGUGCCUGUGGACCCAAGGUAUAACGCAGAAGAAGAACUGAAGACUGCGGGCAAAUGGAGAGUUGGGCGAGAGAGGAUAUACCUGAUUGCCGCCGUAAUUGCCAUUAAUUUCAUGUUUAUCUUUGCGACCUGGAGGUGGCCGAUGUACUACUACAUCUAUCUGCCAUUCAUCACCAUCACUGUCUUCCUAAACUCCGUCAUGGUCUGCUCUCUAGUGUUGAACGCCAUACGGUUUAGUAUAUGGAAACCAAAAAAACUCGUACCAGCAAAGCUUGAGGAUCUUGUGUAUCUUUUGCCGUGUUACAACGAAACACCACAAGAGCUCACAAAGUCAUUGGACUCAUUGGUAGACCAAAUCGACGUUGACCAGCACAAGAAGGCGGUCAUCAUCAUUGUAGAUGGUCGAGUACGUGGGCCUGGCAUGGAGAAGACAAGUGGGGAAUUUCUCCUAGACGACCUGCUCCUCGACCGCAAGUCACGGCACUACAUCAAGGACGCGUAUAUCACGUGGACCCAUGAACAGAUGGAUGUGGAAGUCCAACAAGGCACGUACCGAGGACUUCCCUACUAUUGUAUUGUCAAACAGCAAAAUCAGGGCAAACGCGAUAGUCUCAUUGUCUUACGGUCCUUUCUUUACAAGUACAACCUUCGUACUGAGAAGCCGAAAGUCAUCCUCAGCCCCCAAUUCUUUGGGGAAAUGGCUUCAUUCCUUGCUUCGGAUUCUGGAAUUGCGCAUGCCGACUGCCUUAUUGGUAUGGACGGCGAUACAAUAUUCGAAGAAACCUGUGUUUCGGAGCUUCUCAAAGAAAGUCGCUACCCUAACACAGUUGGCGUCUGCGGCUAUGUCUCCGUCGACUUCACAGGCAGCCAGUGGGGUCUGUGGAAUUUGUACCAAUCAGCAGAGUACACCAUCUCGCAGGGUCUCCGCCGUCUACAUCAAUCCAUGGUGACCAACAAAGUCUCAUGCUUACCGGGAUGUUGCCAGCUGCUCAAGGUCUGCGAAACCACCUGCGGAGACAAGAUACUCAUAGAUCUCUUUGGAUACUGUCCGAAGCCGACUGACAGUUUACUCAAACACACACGAGCCACAGCUAGCGAAGAUCGGAAUCACGUUUGUCUCAUGCUUUCCGCCUUUCCCAAGGCACAGACUCGACAAGCACUUAGAGCACGUGCAUACACGGAUGUGCCUCAUUCAUGGUCCGUUUUCCUAUCGCAAAGACGACGCUGGACACUUGGAGCUACGUCUAACGAUCUGUUCCUUGUUUUUGCGCCUGGAAUCUAUUGGUUCGAGCGGAUCCUUGCAAUCGCCAAUUGUCUUGUCUGGUUCAUCAACAUAUUCGUCUUUGCCUCUCUCGGUGCGCUGAUCGCAGCGAUCCUUUUCGUUGAAGGAUGGAUCAUCAUGUGCUUUGCAUCCGUCAUGCUAGUACCAGUCACGUAUUACAUCUGCAUCAUAUUUUGGCUGCCGCGUACCUUUCGUGAAAAGGUUCAGUACGCCUGUGGAUGUCUGAUGUACAUCUGUGGCGGACCGUUCAUCAAUAUCAUGGUUCUCUGCUACGCUCUCUACUACGUCGACUCCUUUGGCUGGGGCAAGACCCGCAAAGUCGUCGCAGAU